GGGAAGCUUAGAAAUGUUGAAGAUAGCUCCGAUUCCAGACGCGGCUUACGAGAUGUGCACGAUCUUCGCUCCAGAUUGUAGAAAUCAAUCGAGGUACAGGUCACGGUUGAGCGGUUAUCAAAAUCAGCUGCGAAAUUACAGUCCUGUAACGCGUACAACCUCGUCCACGUAUUACGACACUUCGACAAUUGGUAUUACUCAACCGUACCAACAUUCCAGAUUUUCUGGUGCAGAGGCCUCAUUGAAUAGAUCGCUUUAUCAAACAAGUUACAAUAACAUAAAUUACUCUAGAAACUACGAUAGAAUAUCUUCUAGAGUGCCUGGAUUUACUGUGCCCUAUACCGAACAAACAAAUGAUUUGAGGAGGGUGACGGAAGAUUACGAAGAGGAAAGUGAAGAAGAAAAUGUGGACACAUCGGUGGAGGAUAAUGAACGAUACAAUUUAACUUAUGGAUUAGUGAAUACGACAUCCAGACCAAUUUUGCAAGUCGCGACCAACAUUUACACCGUAGAGUAUCAAACAACGACGCCAGAAACACCUGACAGUUCCGAAAACUUAAUAGGAGCUCAAGAAACCCUUAAACCCACGGAUUCUCCCGAAGAGUCCUAUUAUAACUCUAUGUAUUACAGUAUUCGAGGUCCACCAGGGCCACGAGGAUUUCCGGGUCCUCCAGGUGUACCUGGACCACCGGGGAAGAAGGGAGAACCAGGAAGGGAUGGACUGGGAGGAUUGCAGGGUAUACCUGGUCCACCGGGUAACGUUUUCGUGAUACCAACGUUGAAUCAGCAAGGGAACGAGAAAGGACCAGAUUCUCAGGUGGAAGCUUUGAGGCAAAUGCUUUCGCAGCACAUGAUGGCUAUGAGGGGUGCCGAAGGUCCUAUGGGUAUGACAGGUAUUUCAGGACCUGAGGGACCACCGGGACCUCAAGGUCAGAAAGGAGAACCUGGGGAAGUGGGUGAACCUGGACCUCGUGGCGAAAGAGGAAUUCCUGGUAACACUGGUAGAGAAGGUCGACGAGGACGACCUGGGAGAGAUGGUGAACGAGGUUCAAGCGGGCCACCUGGAAUGAAAGGCGAACAAGGUGUACCUGGAUUACCUGGGCUACCGGGUGAUAAAGGUGAAAGGGGACCUCCAGGUGCAACCGGUGAACCGGGUUUACCGGGUCACGAGGGGAUGCAAGGCGACGAUGGUCCUCCGGGUCUGCCAGGUUUACCUGGUGAAAUGGGACCUAGAGGAUUCAUAGGACCUCGAGGUUUUCCUGGAUUACCAGGAAAUCCUGGUAUCCCUGGAAGCGAAGGUCCACCGGGAGCAAAAGGUAAUACUGGUCCUCCAGGUUCUUCGGGUUCACCAGGUCCACCAGGUCCGGCAGGGCCCGCGGGUCCACCUGGACCCCAAGGAGUUCUGGGUCCAACCGGUUUAGUCGGACCUCAAGGAAAACCUGGUAUUCCUGGUCUCCCAGGAGCAGACGGACCACCUGGCCAUCCGGGGAAUCCUGGCGCUCCUGGAAUGAAAGGAGAGCAAGGACUGCAGGGUCCACAAGGUCCAAUAGGCUUUCCAGGAGUUCGCGGUGUAAAAGGCGAUGAAGGCAAACGUGGAUCGCCUGGUGAACGUGGCGAUAAAGGCGAGAGGGGUGCAGAAGGAGAAAAGGGUGACACUGGAGCCAAGGGAGAACCCGGUUCGUCGGGUCCACAAGGAAUUCCUGGAUUAGAAGGUUUAGAAGGACCGAAGGGUUUCGAAGGACCACGAGGUGAACGUGGCGCUACUGGUCCACCUGGUGAGAAAGGCAAAACUGGUCCUCCAGGUUUCGUUGGAUAUCCUGGAAAUAUUGGAGAGAAAGGUGACAAGGGUCAGCCAGGAAGAGAAGGUUUUGCUGGAGACAAAGGAGAACGGGGAAACAACGGUGCACCAGGGGAACGUGGUGAGCCAGGACCUAGAGGUUUCAGAGGAGCUCGUGGAAGACGUGGUGCCGAAGGAUUGCCUGGACCGAAGGGAGAUACAGGACAACCGGGUCCUCCUGGAUCGCAAGGAGAACCUGGUCCACCAGGAGUGGAAGGCCCACGUGGAUUCGUGGGACCUCCAGGUCAAGCAGGUCUCGAUGGGAAAGAUGGAAUUACUGGUCCACCCGGAGAACGCGGACCAGCCGGUGAUUCAGGACCUCAAGGACCACCGGGUGCUCCCGGCGUUAUUGGACCACAAGGUCCAGCUGGCGAACCCGGUCAACCAGGAGAACCUGGAAACCCAGGAAACCCAGGCAUUCCUGGAGAGACAGGUCCUCCCGGUGAACAGGGGAAAGAAGGACCACCAGGACCGCUUGGUCUACCAGGAAAGGACGGUCCACCUGGUCCGAGUGGCUUGCCAGGAUUUCCUGGUGAACGAGGAUUGAGUGGUUUACCGGGAAUGCCAGGUUCGAAAGGCGAAAUUGGAUUAACUGGUGCGCCUGGUCCGGCCGGUGAUAAAGGUGCGCAGGGAGAGCCUGGAAAGGAUGGAGAGACCGGACCGCAGGGAAGUCAAGGACCGAAAGGACCACCAGGACCACUUGGUUUAAAAGGCGAUAGGGGUGAACCUGGUCUACCAGGUCCUACAGGACGAGAUGGUUUACCAGGACAACGCGGAUUGCCGGGUUCUCCUGGUCCUGUAGGAGUUCCAGGGGAGGACGGCGAUAAAGGAGAUAUUGGUCCACCUGGCGAGAAAGGAUUUAAAGGAUCGCAAGGAGAAAUGGGUCCUCCCGGUCCGCCUGGAUUGCAAGGAAUUCGAGGUGAACCUGGCGCUAUCGGUUUACCCGGCGAAAAAGGACCGCCCGGAGAAAUCGGAAGACAAGGACCAAAAGGAGAAGAUGGUCCCAUUGGUGCAUCGGGUCCUCCCGGUCCUAUAGGGCCGCAAGGACUGCCAGGACCAGCUGGAUUAAAAGGAGAAGUCGGAGAUACCGGUACAGUUGGUCCUAUGGGUCCAGCAGGAUCUCCAGGCGAACAAGGACCGAGAGGACCUAAGGGAUCCGAAGGAUUACAAGGCCCUCCAGGACCGGAGGGACGUCAAGGGAAAAAAGGAGAUGCUGGGAUACCGGGACUGCCUGGUUCAAGUGGUCCUGAAGGAAAAUCGGGUGAAAGAGGUCCUCCAGGUCCAAAAGGUGAGGAAGGAAAGAGUGGACCACCUGGCCCACCCGGUAGCCGCGGAAUAAUCGGUCCUGAAGGACCCAAGGGUAACGCAGGACCUCCUGGUUUUCCUGGACCUCCCGGAGAACCUGGGUUAGCUGGCUUAAAAGGAGACCCCGGCAAAGAUGGCGAAGAUGGUAAACCUGGAGAUCCUGGGCCGCCAGGAGAAAUUGGUCCUCCAGGAAAGGAAGGACUUCCUGGCCCACCUGGAAAACAGGGAACAGAGGGUCCUGCAGGAUUGCAGGGCAGUCCUGGAAUGCCCGGAGAAAAGGGAGACACAGGUCUGCCAGGAGCUCCGGGACCGCAAGGUCGCAUAGGAGACCAAGGUUUGCCAGGACCAGCAGGUUUACCAGGUCUGAGAGGACUUCCAGGACUCGCAGGAGAAAAUGGCCCGCCUGGAAUGACAGGAGCUGUUGGCGUUCCUGGAAAAGCAGGACCCGUCGGACCCAAAGGUCAAAAAGGAGAUAGGGGUAAAAGGGGUAUCAAAGGACAUCGAGGCGAAUUAGGCCACAUAGGACUUAAAGGAGAACAAGGCGAAAAAGGAGAACAAGGACCACGAGGUGCUACAGGACCCGAAGGACCCAAGGGUAAUCAAGGACCCGUAGGCUUAACUGGGAUGAAAGGAAACGAGGGCCCUCCAGGUCUUCCAGGAAUGGAGGGACCAUCGGGACCUAAAGGUAAUGCUGGAAAUGAUGGGCCGAAAGGAGAAGCGGGUCUUCCUGGACCUCCAGGACCUCCUGGACCACCGGCGGAACAACCGAUGAUUCCUCCAGAAUUGUUGUUCACGAGGGAACAGAUUUUGAGAAAGAAACGAGAUGUGAAAACAAACGAGAAAGAGGAAGCUGAAAGUUCGGACAAAAAUGAAGAGGACGAAUUUGGACCUAAAUUUUUGGACAUGUACAGCUCGAUCUAUGCCAUGAGACAAGAACUGGAUCGAAUACGUAAACCGAUUGGGAGUAGAGAAAAUCCUGUAAGAACUUGUAAGGAUCUGUUUUAUGGGCAUCCACAUUUUACCGAUGGUUGGUAUUGGAUCGAUCCAAAUUUGGGAAUGGCCGACGAUGCUGUGUAUGUUUACUGCAAUAUGACGAACGCGGGUGAAACCUGCGUACAUCCUGAUAUCCACACGAGUCAGAUGCCGAAUAUACCAUGGAAAAAGGAAAAUAAUAAAACAGAUUGGUAUUCGAACCUGCGUGGCGGAUUUAAAAUUACAUACGAAACGAUCGGAGUGGUGCAAUUAAAUUUCCUGCGUCUAUUGAGUGAAGAAGCUUAUCAAAACUUCACGUACACCUGCAUGAACAGCAUUGGCUGGUACAAUACUUUGAAUUCCGACUAUAAUUUUUCUUUACGAUUGCUCGGUGCGAACGAGGACGAAUUUUCGCACACCGGUAUCCAGCCGCAAAUUACGGUGGACAACUGCAAAACACGUAAAAGUAAAGGAGAAACGGUGUUUUUGAUCGAAAGUAAAAAAUUACAACAAUUACCGUUGGUGGAUUUCUAUCCGGUCGAUUAUGGAUUACCACAACAGGCAUUUGGUUUUACGGUUGGACCAAUUUGUUUUAAAUAACAUUGAUUAUGAAAUUUCUAUUGGCAAGACUGAAACGCUGUAUCACCGUCUUCCGUCAUUUCUUCCAUUUUGUUUUGCAGAAGCAAAUACAGAUAAUUUAUUAAUCGAUUAAAUUUAUUUGUAUGUAUUUAAGAUACACAAUAGUGAUAACGUGAAAUUUUGUCAUGUACUUAUGUCAAACAUUGAUAUAUUCUUUUUUUAUUUUACACGAAGAAAUGAAGUGCCACUCGAAACUUAAUAGAAUGUAAGAAGUGCAAUGUAACGUAAAUAUUCCUAUUUAUACAAAACAUGAAUAUUAGUAUCAUAAUAAUUUCACUGCCAUUAGCAUACUAUACGGUACAAGCUGAUUUGUUCAUAUGUUUAUAAUUAAAGUGCAAUAAUAUACAUGAUUUCUAUUCAUUCGUAACCCUAUCUUAAUUUUUAAGCAGAUAUUAUUUUUAUCUUUGUAAGAUUAUGUUACAUAAUAGUGUCAUUUCGGAUUUGCUUUAUCUUCACCGUGCGUUGAGGUCAUGUAUUACAAGUAGAUAAUAGAAAGAAUUUUAUUUAGAAUUAAGAAUCAACGUUAUAACUCGUAACUUAAUGUAACUUUACAUUAUGUUCAGUUUAUUCUUUUAUAAUUAGUACAGUGUAAUGCAAGUUCCACUUAUAAAUCAUAGAAAGGGAACUCCUGACAUGUGGUUCCGUGGUGUAGCGGUUAUCACGUCUGCUUUACACGCAGAAGGUCGCCAGUUCGAUCCCGGCCGGAACCAUUUUUUUUUUCUUUCAGAAUUACUCUUUGCAAAGUUUUUAUUCCAAAGUAAUUUUAGUUAUUUUUAAUAAAUCGCUAUUUCUACUUUGACUUGUUAUUCUUUAGAGGAAUACAGAUAUUUUAAGCGAAGAUAAUUGAAGAUUGGAAUUGUGAAUAUCUUUUUAGAACGUAAGAACUUCAGAAUGACACUUUCGGUAUUCUUUCCACGUUUUUAAACGACAGAACCUCUUUCUAAUUUCAUAUCACUGUGACGCAUGUCAAGAGUUUAACAAUGCUUUCCACAUUUUUAAACGACAGAACGUCCUUCUAAUUUCAUAUCACUGUAACGCAAGUCAAGAGUCUAACAAUGUACUCCAAAUAUCUAAAAAACUUUAAAAUUAAAUAAAAUUUCUGUAACACUUCUCGACACCCUAAGCAGUAUUUUGUGGGUUGGUUAAUUGAGCACUGCUAAAGUUAUAUCAAGAUCCUAUACAUCACCUCGUUUCUCCGAAACAGAGUGAAUUAACUUGUCAGUCGAAGCUUACCACGAACAAAACUCCGGAGAGUUGUUGAGUAGGUGAGCCACAUCGAUUCGCAUCUUAGAAGGGCUGAAAGUGAGAAGUGAUUGAGAGCGGGAGGGAUCGAAGGAAUUUCGCGAGAAUGGCAGUAUAUGCGUGGGUGAACCAUGAGAAAAGGCAGAUGGCAUCUUGUCGUAGUGGUCGACGGUUCACACUUCCAGCUCGUUCCCUUCUGGUGACAAGAAAACCAAAGUGACGGUUCAGGGCUGCUUUUAUCAGGAGCAUCUUCGCAAUCGUUCCAUUUGCCACGCGAUACAAAUAGAGAUCAACGCUCUUUAAUACACUUUUUCAUUGGUAUAUUCAUAACAAACACGUCGGUAUUUAUAUGGUUAAAUACCUCAAUUAGCUUCUGUGUGUGAUUCACAUAAUGUAACAAUGGUUAUUUUUCAAUCUUAUAUUGAUAGAACUUGGACUCCAUAAGAUACACCUUGAUGCAAACUUUAUAUUAUACAUGUGAUACGUAGAGUACACAUAUGAUUUAUGGACAAAUUUUUACUUUUUCAUAUUUUAUAUUUUCAAAUUUCUG
This is a messenger RNA of Megachile rotundata (alfalfa leafcutting bee), 6545 nucleotides long. RefSeq lists its product as uncharacterized. NCBI's taxonomy places the organism in Eukaryota, Metazoa, Arthropoda, Insecta, Hymenoptera, Megachilidae. The record is from RefSeq and is a predicted model, not a curated record. Gene Ontology annotation, molecular function: extracellular matrix structural constituent conferring tensile strength. Gene Ontology annotation, biological process: extracellular matrix organization.